AUGGCUCAGCCGUAUAAACCGUUGCAGAGGUUUCCUAGUGAGAAAGUAGAGAGUAAACUCAGUGAAGAUGUACUUUAUUGGAGACGGAUGAAGCAGUUAGCUGUCUUUCAAGAAUCUGGAAAUAUAACAAGUGUUUCUUUUUCUACAUCAGUACCUAAUUAUGUUGCCAGCACGUCAUCUGUUCGCCUAUCAGUAUUUGAUGUUGCGGUUUGCGAACCUAUCUCUGUGUGCAGUCGCUUUAAGGAGGCAGUUUAUGGAGUAACAUUUCGGAAGGAUGGCAAACUGAUUGCUGUUGGGAGUCAGGAUGGAAGAGCAAGAGUUUUUGAUGUGGUAAAACAAGGGACAAUUUUAAACAAAGCUCCUUUGCGAAGUUAUAAAUCUCAAGGGUGCCCCAUUCACCUUAUUGUCCUUGGAGAUGACGGGGCAAUCAGACUUUAUGACAUUGUUGAAACAAAGGCUGUGCCACUAAAGGUGCUUGAGUCGGCUCAUGCUGACCAUAUCAGAUGCGGAGACACUUCAAAAACAUCAGAUUUACUUUUUGCCACAGGUUCAUACGACCAUACUGCAAAGGUUUGGAACCUUGAGUCAGAAGAAGAUAAGCCUUUAGUAACUGUGGAUCAUGGAGCUCCGGUUGAAUCACUUUUGUUUAUUUCGGAAAGCUCGUUACUUGCUACUGCCGGCGGCCAACUGAUAAAGUUGUGGAAUAUAAGUGUUGGCGGAAAACUGCUUUAUACAUUACACAAUCAUCAUAAAACAGUGACAAGUCUUUGUCUUGCUUCAAACGGUAAUACACUACUAUCUGGAGGUCUCGACAAAAGAAUCAAUGUUUACAGGCUGGAUUCUGGGGACUUUAGUUUAAUUCAUGCUUUUACUAUGCCUGCACCAGUUUUUGCACUUUCCGUCUCUCUUAACGACAGCUUUAUGGCAGUUGGUAUGGGUAAUCUUCUUGGCAUUUUUCGCCGUGAAGCACCAGGACCGCUUGAAGCGACUUUGAGUGAGGCAAAGUUGCUUGGGAAGGGCUUAGAAUACAGAAGAAGGUGGGUUAAGUAUUGGCAUUAG
Molecule: messenger RNA, 1059 nt
Organism: Enterobius vermicularis (human pinworm)
Lineage: Eukaryota; Metazoa; Nematoda; Chromadorea; Rhabditida; Oxyuridae
Source: the annotation of a GenBank genome assembly